AUGCCGCGAAUGAUUGUCUGGAGGUCGAGGCCCGCAAGUCGAUACAUGAGCACAGCAUUCCAUGCACGGGACAUGCUUCAAAUCAUCGAGCGGCUCGGCGAGGACGGCUUGCUUCGCUUCUGGGGAAGCUCGUAUGGCACCGUCCUUGGGAUGACCUUUGCAGCAAUGUUUCCAGACCGCGUCGACCGCAUGAUGCUGGACGCAACCGUUAACCCCCAUGAGUACAUGGCUGGUACCUCGCUUGAAAUGCUGCUGGAUGCAGACAAGACCUUUUACGCCUUCAUCCUCGAAUGUAUGGCUUCCAGCGAAUGUCCGCUCUCAGACCCGGGAGACAACGCCGCCGACUUGAUCGAUACCCUCAACGAUGUGCUGCGCGAAAUGGCUGCGGGUGAGAAAGGUCCGGAACUGUAUCGUGAGCUCAAGAACGAUGUCAUUUACCGAGGACUAUACUGGCCGACAGGCUGGGCAGAGCUGGGCCGCAAGUUGCAAUUCAUCAACGCAGACUUCACUCCGGCGACCGCCGAAACCGAGUCGGAUCCUGGAGACGGCACAAGCUCUACAGAGACGGAGUUCGAGUACAACAAGGGCAGCGCGGCGGUGUUCGGAACACGAUGCGCCGACUCAUUACUCCGCGCGCAGUCACCCAAUGAUCUGGCCGAAUUGAUCCUGCAGCAAGCACAAGUCAGCAGUUUCGCCGACGUGAAUACUGCCACUUCGUUGGUCUGUGCUGCUUGGGGCAUUGAGCCAGCUGAGCGGUAUGAUGGCAACUUCAGGGCGAAGACAAAGCAUCCGAUAUUGUUCGUCAACGGCCUGUAUGAUCCCGCUGCACCGGUCGCAUCUGCGCGGAAUGCUAGCACGGGAUUUGAGGGCAGCGGAGUGCUGCUACAUGAUGGCUAUGGGCAUGGCCUAGGAGCACACCCGAAUAUGUGCGUCGGUCGGGCUGUCCGCCGAUACUUUGUCACUGGCGAGUUGCCUACGCCAGGAACCGUUUGCGAGCGAGAGGUUGGCCCUUUCGACAUCGACCCGCGGGCAUGGCAGAACAACCCAGACUUGCUCGAGAUUUAG
Messenger RNA from Cyphellophora attinorum, 1065 nucleotides. Its product is annotated as putative hydrolase. The transcript has 3 exons. The coding region runs from base 1 to 1065 and encodes 354 amino acids. NCBI's taxonomy places the organism in Eukaryota, Fungi, Ascomycota, Eurotiomycetes, Chaetothyriales, Cyphellophoraceae. The record is from RefSeq and is a predicted model, not a curated record.